Zootoca vivipara (common lizard) is the source of this 6040-nucleotide messenger RNA. It is a transcript of the gene APCDD1L, whose product is annotated as APC down-regulated 1 like. Gene Ontology annotation, cellular component: plasma membrane. Gene Ontology annotation, biological process: negative regulation of Wnt signaling pathway. The record is from RefSeq and is a predicted model, not a curated record. Gene Ontology annotation, molecular function: Wnt-protein binding. Lineage: Eukaryota; Metazoa; Chordata; Lepidosauria; Squamata; Lacertidae.
GGCGAACCUGGGAUCUGCCGAACUCCCUUAAAACUAUCGGCAGCCAGGCGCUGCGGCUCCGAAGAAGCGAACGCGCCGUGCGCUGCGGGAGCGGCAGCAGGAGAGAGGAGCGCGGCGUGUUUCUCUCUCGAUCUCUGAAGCAGCAGCCACCGCCAAACUCAGCCCGUCGGGGCCUCCUUUGCCCGUGGGCUGCCUCUCCCCGCUUGCCCGGGACUUUCGCUUCUCAGCAGCACAUGGAUCCCCGGGGAUUCCCCGGCACAGGCGGUGCGCGCUGAGCCAAACAGCACCGGAGUUGCCUCCUCUCCGUGCGCGCUUUGGUUUUUUCCCUCCCCGGCUGUUUCCCAGGGACAGGUUGUUGCAAAGGCACCUCCGCGUGGGGCUUGGACCUGGCCAUGUUCGGCUCCUGGUGGCUCGUGGGGCUCUUCGUAGCUUACACAUCUGGGAAGAAGCGGUGGGAUGUCCCAACAUCUCACACAGACCAGCUCGGUCCAGGAAAACUGCGAUGGGAGCCGCAGUGCCAGCAUCAAUUGCGCCACCUCCAGGAUGGUGCUAGAAUUUCGGCUGUCCUGCCUCCCAGGCUGGAAGGUCAUUGGAUUUCAACAGGGUGUGAGGUACGUCCAGGACCUGAAUUUCUCACCCGGUCCUAUAUGUUCUACGCCAACCGCCUCUUCAAAGCCUAUCAGUUCUACUACCGGGACCCUUCCUGCCGGGACCCCUCUUACUCCCUGGUAAUCAAAGGGAAGGUCAGGCUCCGCCAAGCCUCCUGGAUCACCAGGGGAGCCACGGAGGCAGAUUACCACCUCCACAAAGUUGGCAUUGUCUUCCACAGCCAGAGGGCCAUGCAGGAAACAGUGGCGCGCAUCAACCAGACUUCGGGAGAGCACUGUAGCGGGUUCUCGCCGGCUGGGCGGACUUGGGCUCCCGGUGCCCUCUAUGAGCUCCUGAGUGCCAAAGCAGAGCGGGAUUGCACCGCGGGCCUUGGCUUCGCUAUGCAUGAACUCAGCCUUGUACGAGUGGAGAAGUACCACCAGCCCUUGUUCCUUCAGCAGAGCCAGGGGAGCAGGGAGGUGGAGGAGCUGUAUCUGGGGGACAUCCACACCGAGUGGUCAGAGAGGCUCCAUUAUCGGCCAACAGGAUACCAGCGCCCCCUGCAGAAUGCGAUGCAUCACAUCCAGCCGUGCCCUGCCUGUGGGAUUAUAUACCGAGCUGACGAACACCACCCGCCUGUAUUACCCCUCAAGCCAGAGCUCCCCAUGUUGCUCAGCGGCCGCUGGGUCAGCACUCGCUGCGAGGUCCGCCCAGCCGUGCUUUUCCUUACAAGGUACUUUAUUUUCCAUGCCAACAACCGCAGCUGGGAAGGCUACUACCGCCACUACUCUGACCCUCUCUGCAAGCAGCCAACGUUCACCGUCUAUGCUCUCGGCCACUAUACCCAGGGAGCGCCGUCCCUCAUUGUGCGAGGAGGUACCGAGCUUGUCUUCAAGGUGACCCGCGCCCGGGUGACGCCAAUGGAUCCCGUAACUGUGGCGAUGCUGAACUCCUCCAGCUUCGGGAGCUGCGGAGAAGCCGGUGCCUGGAGCGUCGGGCAAGAGCUAGAUGUGACUCACACGAAUGGCUGCGCCGCACUGGGAAUCAGACUGCCCCACACCGAGUACGAACUCUUCCGAGUCGAGCAGGAUGCCAAAGACCACAGCUUGCUCUUCAUCGGGGAGAGGCCGACCGAUGGGUCAAGCCCCAACACACCCAGCAAGCGACCCACGUCCUACCAGGCCCCUCUCGUCCAGUGCGGGGGCCCCUCAGGAGCCCUAGCGAGGCACAUCAAGCCAAGUUACCUGGGAAGAAUAGGCGAGGACAAUAGCAGUGGGGCACUGAAGACAUUGCCUUGGGCAUCCCUGCUAGCAUCUCUAGCUGUGCAUAUUGUCCGGUGGGACUAGAAGCCCAGAUGUUUUGGUCACUGAGCUGCUGCAUGGAAUCCAGACAGCCUUAGCAUUCAGACUUACGUGUAUGCACAACAGCACACUGGGGAAACUGUUUCAUUUUCUACCUUGCCAAUACACACUCUUUAUUUUUUUCUUAAUGAUAGGUGAAGCCUGUUGGAUAGGUGAUAGGUGAAGCCUGUUGGAUGCCUAAGUAUGGACACGGCCAUCUGAAUUGGGCUGCUUGGUCUCUGAUGUAGAGGGCAUCCUUCGGCUUCUGAUCAGGUGGCUUAAAUUGUACCUAACGCACCAGAACGGCUCGUUUCAAUAGGUGUAGGAUAGACCUGCACCCCACCCAAACAAAAAAAGUAAUUCUCAUGUAUCGAGAAGCAAUUCUGCUUUCAUGGGACAAUUUCAGUUUGGUUUGCUCUGGAUUAGCGUCAGAGACAUACCGUUUACUAUUUUGUUCGCAAUGUAAACCAACUGUUAAUAGUACAAAAGUUGGAAUUAGGGAGCCUGCUAUCCAGCUUCCGUAUAAUGUACCAUGUGUGAGAAAAUGUACCUGCAUAUUCAACUGUUUAUCUUAAACAGGGGUGGUGAGGGUGUAGAUUUGGUCAGCACAGAACCCCAGAGGCUGGGUUUGCACAUAAAGUUAUGCCAUAGCACAGUGUUAUGUGCACAAGCAGGCAGAAGGAGGACCUUGUUGAAGAUUAGUUUUACUUCACACUCAUAUUUCCUUGUUCUCUCAAGCAAACCAGGGAUCAUAGUUGUUGGUUUCUUUUGUUUCUUAAGACAGGCCAACUUCAAAACAUUUCAUUUCAAAUAUUUUUAGACCGCCUUUAAUUCAAAAGUAAAUUCCAAUGCGGUAUACAAUUAUCAAUUAUCCAAAUACAUUAGGCAGGGAAAUACUGUAGCUACAACUGCAUAUCAAUAGCCUGAAAAUCCAUGGGUUAAUAAAUACAGAGUUUUUAACACAGUUUUAAACAGUCAUUACUAGCAGUACAUGCCUUAUCUCAGAGCAGAGACUUCCACAAUCUAGAAGCCACCAUGGAAAUGCCCUUGCCUUUGGUUGCUGCGAGAUGGAUUAAUAGGGGUCAUGGCAUUGGCAGGAGGACCUCCUCCAAAUAUCUUGGUGUGUAGAAAGGUUUAAAUGGGAUAAGGAGUCUUUUUCAGGUAGCCAAGUCUCAAGUUCCUUAGGGAUGUUUAGGUCAAAAGAAGAAAUUACGAAGCUGGCUUGCUUAACGGACCAGUUUCUUUCGAACCACCAUUUCUCUUUGUAUGGCCUGACAAGCCAGGAUUAUUGGAAGGCGAAACUAAGCACUAGCAAAAGCAUUUUGCUGGUCAUGUGGGAGGGGAGAGGAGAGCCCUGCCAAGCCUGAUGCUUUGCCUGGGCUUCUUCCUGCUCAUGCAGUGUAAACAAUGGUUUUGCAUUAUGUGUGAACCAGGCCACAAUGUCUGUUUUGUAGGUGUCGUGGAUUUGUUUAUAUGACGUCCUGAGGCCCUUGGUUAUUCUGAUAAAAAGAGCGUGAAUCUAGUCCUUAGGAAUAAAGAUAAUAAAAUGCUAAAGACAGCCACAGUUUAAAAGCCAGACCAGGUACAAGGUGCAAUUCAUUUAGCUAUGUAUGUGGAACUCUACCGAGGUGCUGGGAUUGGAAGAAACCAGUUCACAAUGAAUUGUGCAAGCCAGAUUUAAGCAUAGGAAGCUGCCUUAGACAAAGUCAAACUAUUGGUCCACCUAGCUCAGUAGCGUCUACACUACCUGGCAGGUGUUGCAAUUCUAGAUGAGGCAUUCCCAGCCUCACCUGGAUAUGCUAGGGAUUGUGCCUGGGACCUUUUGCAUUCAAAGUGCAUGUUCUACCACUGAGCUGCGGCCUUGGUUUUGUGAAGACUGACUUUUCCACCCUGCCCCACAUACUUGAUUAUCCUCCUGCACCUGCAAAGAAAGGUAACAGCUAUUGGUAAACAGAAAAUGCUCAAAAGGGCAUUUGUUUACAGCCUCGGCUGUUCCACUCCACUGUGAAAAAUAACCCAGUAUGAGUUUUCUGGCAUCCUUCAUCUCACUUAAUCAGUCAACAAAGCAACAUCCAAUUGAGUUAACUCUGAAACACACAGCUGCUGGCAACAGGCGAAAACUCGUGAUUUCUCGUCUGAUCAAAACUUGCUUGGCAGCUAUUCCUUGGAGCUGUAGAGUUCCAGCCGUUGCAUUCUAUGAAAUAAUUUUUAUUUUCUGGCAAUAAGGAGCUAUGCAUUUUUUUAAAAAAAAAAACCUAAAGGGAGAAUGAACCACCAUGACAAUCUUCAGUAACUCAGGCUAAUGUGCAUGGCAUUGUAUAGUCUAAAAACCACUGGCUCCUUUUUAGCUAUAGAUUCCUAAAAUAAUCAGAUCUCCUUGGAACUGUGUGCCUUCUCCAAAUCACUGAACUACCCUGCCCCCCGCCAAAAAGAGAAAACCCUUCAGCUAUGCAACAACAAUUUACAUGGUAUAUUUACAACAUUUUUUGCUAAUAUGUAAUUAAUGAUGGGUUUUUAUACAAGUACCAGUGGGGAACUGUACAUUAACUGAUUCAGAUGUAAUGCUUAUCUUAAUGUACAAAUUUUUAAAGCACAAAAUGUAUUACAGCAUGUUAACUUUUUUUCUACACAGGGAACUUUUUUAAAAAAGAAAAGUCAUGUAUAUAAAACAGCUGCCCAACUUCUAAAAAUGGCUACGUUUUUUUAUAGGCACUGACAUAAUUACAUAAAGUCCUUUUACUUUUCCCUUUUGCUGGCCCAUUUCUCUGCAAUUCAAGAUCUAUUAGAAUGUGGGUACCAUUUCUGACUAGAGGGCCAGAUCCUUAUUUCCCCACCUGUGACAGGCCAAAUUUGAUCUGUCAGCCACCUGAUGUCACUAUGAUUCUGAUACUUCCAUUUCUAAGCCCCGAUUGCUAGGAAUUCGAAAUGCCGCUCAGGGCUAUUUAAAAGCCCUUUUGCAAUGAGCCCUACACUGCUUUUUAAACCUAUGAAAACCAGUGUGGCAAGGAACAUUGCAAAAGGACCUUCAAACAACCCUACACUGCAUUUUGAAGCAGGACCCAGGAUUGGACAGUUAAAUUCUGUUGUUUUGGCUGCCCGCGAACUGCCUGUUCCCAGUAGGGGAAAUAGGUGUAUGCAAUCAGAAUUUAACCCCACCCAACUCGUCAACUGACCACCGGCUGACUGGACUAACACCAGCUGAUUGGCAUGUGGGUAAGACUGGGACGUAGGCUGGCGGUUUCCUGGAGGAUCUUGUCACUUCCCAUCAGCACAGCCAGCAUGACCAAUAGAGUCCAACAUAAUAUGGAAGGAUGUAGGUUUUCAAACUCUUGGGUUAGUGUGGUGUCUUAACACAGCUAGUGUCUGGUGCUUGGGGUCCAUGUUUCUGUGUGUGAGAAAAUCUAUUUCAAGUAUAUGGAACCAGAAAUAAGGGGAGAAGUCAUUACUCAGUGGUGGGAACACAUAUUUUAACUAUGAAAAGUCCAAGUUUUUAAUUCUGGCCACCAUCUAUUGAGUUCAAGGUAACAGUAGUGCGGAGGGUCUCUACCAGAAACCUUGCAGUCACCAUCUGGGGAAGAUGAAACACUUGACUGGAUUGGACCAUGUAUAUUCAUGGAAAUGUAACAUUAUAGUGGGGGGCGAGAGAACCUUCAGCCCAAUUCCAUGUGGGUGAGGAACGUUCAGGAAGACGACAGGAGUGGGGAAGAAACCAAAAUGUAUGAAGCAAUUAGCGACAGGAUAAGAAAAAGGCCCCCUUGCAAGUGAUCAGAUCUUUGAGCAAAAAGCCACUUGUUUUCCUCUCUUCCGGCAGUGCACUGAGGGGGCAGGGGAAGCAAAAACAAGGCAGGCUACCUGUAGAAUGCAGCCCUCAACAACGUCCUCACUGACUUAUUGACACGAUCAAAGACUUCAGAGUUGCAUUUCUUCAGCAAAUGUUCAUUCGCUGCUCUCUGUGGCUGGUAACACCAAAUAGUGGUUAAGAGGCUCCUCAAGCCACAUAACUCAGUAGAUUUUAAAUGUGGUUUGUUUGUUGUGCUUAUUGAAGGCAUAUCCCACCACUCUUCUUUAGUGACCUUGGGAUGAGUCUCAACAAUACAAUAGCCAAGAGAAGA